AUGGCUGGUCGUUUUACUCAGAGUGCUACGAAGAGAUGGCUUGGUGACAAGGGUACGUGGCCCGUACUAGUAACCUGUGUGGCUGCAGCUGGUCUUUGCACGGCACAAUGCGUGCGCUACUUAUCGGGUCAUCCGGACGUGAAUUGGAACAAACAGAAUCGUCAGGAUAUUUUUCGUUACAAGGAAAAUGUCGGUGCUGAUUGGCAGUCACAUCGUCGUAAAAUUGCUACAAUGCAUAAGAAUGUCAUUAACGAGGCCAAGGGCUUGAACAGUAAAGAUUAA
This is a messenger RNA of Peronospora belbahrii, 282 nucleotides long. The record is from the annotation of a GenBank genome assembly. NCBI's taxonomy places the organism in Eukaryota, Oomycota, Peronosporomycetes, Peronosporales, Peronosporaceae.